AUGUAUGUACCACCAGGCCAGUCGCCGCCUUUCGAGGUCGUGGACGAGUUGCACCAUGGCGCAUGGUUAAUCAUCACCGCGGCGCUGGGACUGGUGGUUUCCCUCGUUUGCUUCUUGAUCCGGCUGUAUGUGCGACUUAUGUUGAUCCCGCCUUUUGCGAGAGACGAUUGGGUAUUGUUGGGUGCUACUGCCGUCGCUGUCUUGCAAGCGAGUCUUGUAUUCUAUGCCUGUUCUCGUGGUUUUGGGACCUCAAUCUCGCUGCUGGAAGAUGGAAGACUCAAUCAGAUACAGACUUUGAUUGCGACGAGUGAUAUCAUCGCUUUGAUCAUCAUAUAUCUUUCCAAAUGCUGUGUUGUGGCAAUAUAUCUGCGUUUGACCCCGCAGAAACGGCACAAUCGUGCCGCUUGGGCGACUCUGGUUGUGUGCACCCUCUGGGUUAUUCCAGCCAUCUUCAUCGUACUGGUUAAUUGCGAAUUGAAUACACCCUGGCGAGGUGGUGGUGGUCAAUGUCCCAACUUGUAUAAAAAAUGGCAAUAUAUCGCAGCUGUCGACGUCAUGACCGAGGUUAUUCUCUUCAUACUUGCAGUCAUUUUACUAAAGGGCCUGUUCAUGUCCGUUCGUCGGAGACUUGCCAUUGGCUUCGCAUUCAUCUUCCGCUUUCCCCUCAUAAUACUCUCGAUAAUCCAUAUCUUAUCCCUUCGCACCGCACUCAAAAGCGAUGAUACAACCCUCGCCUCCGUCGAACCAACAGUCUGGAUGCAAGUCGAGCUGCACUAUGCCCUAGUCGCAUGUAGCGUCUUCUGUAUUCGCCCUUUCAUGGCAGCCGUCAGCACGAAUUACGGUACAGCAGGCGACUCGACGCUGGAAAGCAGUGCAUCCAGAUCAAACACAAAGGAAGGCUCCAAGGGAUCUGGAUCGGGCUCCAAUGCAGAUCAAUCUUCGAGAUCCGCCUCACGAGCAACAAGAUCAAGAUCACAUUCGCAUAUGAGGCAUAAGAGACCCGGAACCGCUAUUGGUCCUGUUGGUAUGCAUGCCUCUGGCUCGCGAAAGGCCAAGACUCGAACCAUUAAAGCGCACGGUGCUCUGAUCUCCAAGAACCAAUGGAGAAAAGACGCGGAUAUUAGACAUGAAGAGCGCGUACCAGUGUGCCGCUCCAUGUUCCCACUUGGGACAUGGGAGAGCUAUCCCAAGUUGGAAAGGGGGAAACAGAAACACGGGGCGCAGGGCUCUGAUUCGACAGAAACAGAUUUAAUCGAACUCGUGCCCAGGCCGCAUACUCAACAUUCGCAUGAACCGAGUGGAGAUUCUGCUGGUGAGGAUCGGAUGGUCAUUCGGAAAGAAGUGCGCUAUUCAAUCCAAUAUGAAGAUGAAAAUCGGAUUGCGAAGGAUGAAAAAGCUCACGAUGCUUCCGCUUAUGUAUAG
This is a messenger RNA of Penicillium salamii, 1422 nucleotides long. The record is from the annotation of a GenBank genome assembly. Lineage: Eukaryota; Fungi; Ascomycota; Eurotiomycetes; Eurotiales; Aspergillaceae.